Messenger RNA from Hyaena hyaena (striped hyena), 2411 nucleotides. RefSeq names its product zinc finger protein 260-like. The record is from RefSeq and is a predicted model, not a curated record. NCBI's taxonomy places the organism in Eukaryota, Metazoa, Chordata, Mammalia, Carnivora, Hyaenidae. Gene Ontology annotation, biological process: regulation of DNA-templated transcription. The coding region runs from base 324 to 2204 and encodes 626 amino acids. The transcript has 9 exons.
CAAAUUGACUUUUGAGAAUUUCAAGGAGACAGUUAUGUGUGGAGUUUCUGGGCAAGACACGUUUUCUAAGAAGUGACACAGUGUCUUCCUUCCUCGUCUGAUCCAACGCUUGCUGUAGCUGAGGACUAAUGUGGACAUCAGCCUGGCUCCAGCCCUUACCUUGAUGACCUACGAUUUCUGCGUUUUGGAAGACAUCUUGUCUGCCUAGUGAAAGAAGAAACCAUGAUGGUGUCCGACUUCUUUUGAAUUAGAGCCAAGGAGAGGAAGGAUCCUUCUCAUUAUUACUCUUCCUCUGUGAAAGCGCUGGCUUCAGUAGACCAUAGAUGCAAGAAAAAGAGCAUCCCGGGCAUGUUUAUUCAAACACUUGUAAAAUGGCAGCCACACAUCUAUCUUCUGUAUUUGACCCUGCUUGUGCCUAUGAGAGGGUCACAAAGGUGGAAAGCAUCCAUUCUGUGUUACAGAACUCAAUAACCUUUGAGGAUGUGGCCAUGGACUUCACCCAGGAGGAGUGGGCGUUGUUGAAUCCAUGUCAGAGAAAACUGUACAGAGAUGUGAUGCUGGAGAACUACAGAAACGUGGCGUCCCUGGAAAAGCAGCUCAGCAAACCUGCUCUGAUCACCCAAUUGGAGCAGGAAGACGAAUUGAAAACAGAGACAAGAAAUCACCAAGAUGGGAUGGUUCUCCCUAAAACCAAACAAUCACAACAUAAACAAGAUGUUUUGGAGAAAGAAGCACUCCAUGGCAAGAAGGAGCAAACUCAUGGAGGCGGAUCCAUUGAACAGAAUAAAAUUGCCUUGCGCAAGAAAUCUAGCAUUGCUCAGAAUCAGCGAAUUCAUUCCACAGAGAAACCCCAUCAACGCCUUCACCCUGGGAAACCCCUCAGAAAUUGUUCUCAUCUUAACUCACAUGAGAGUGUUCAUUCUGGGGGAAAAUCCUAUGAAUGUAAAAAAGAUAAAAAUACCUUCACCAGGAGUUCUUUCUUAGGUGCACGUGAGAGAAAACAUACAAGAGAGAAAUGCUAUGAAUUCAAUGACUCUGGCAAAGUCUUAAAUUCAAUCUCCUGGCUUAAGAAGCAUGAAAAAACUGACACUAGAGAGAAAUCUGUUCAAUGUAGCCAGUGUGGUAAAGUGUUACAGAACCACUCAUCCAUGACAUUGCACAUGAGAACCCACAGUGGAGAAAAACCUUUUAAAUGUAACCAAUGUGGGAAAGCCUACAGUUCAAACUCUUAUCUUAACCGACACAAGAGAAUUCACUCUGGGGAGAAGCCCUAUGGAUGCCGCGACUGUAGAAAAACCUUCAGAGAUAGUUCACUUCUUAGACAACAUGAAGAGAUUCAUUUAAGAAACAAACCCUACAAGUGUGAUCAGUGCAACAAAGCAUUCAGUCGAAGGUCUAGGCUUAAAAUUCACAAGGUAUUACAUACAGGAGAGAAGCCCUAUGCCUGCAAUGAUUGUGGAAAAACCUUCAGUAUUCUCCCAUACCUUAAAAGACACGAGAGAGUCCACACUGGAGAGAAAUCCGUUGAGUGUAAUGUCUGCGGAAAAGGACUAAGUAGUCAGUCAUACCUGAAGACCCACCUGAGGAUACAUACUGGAGAGAAACCUUACAAGUGUGAUCAGUGUGGGAAGGCUUUUAGGAUGAGCUGUAAUCUCGUGGUGCACAAGAAGAUGCAUGCUGGAGAGAAACCAUGUACGUGCAGUGACUGUGGGAAAGCCUUCAGGGACCACUCGUGCCUGAAAGAACACAUGAGAAUUCACACUGGAGAGAAACCCUUUGCAUGUCCUCAGUGUGGGAAAACCUUCAGAGUGAAUUAUUUCCUCAUUUUGCACAAAAAAAUUCACACAAGGACUAAACAAUAUGAGUGUAAGGAAUGUGGGAAAGCCUUCAGUGGUGUCUUAUCUCAUAGGAGACAUAUGAAAAAGCACAUCAGGGAAAAGAUACCCUUCAAGUGUGGUGAGUGUGGGAAACCUUUUAGGAGGAAUGUAGCCCUUAAAAUACACAUGAGAACUCACACUGGAGAGAAACCCUAUGAGUGUGAUCAGUGUGGGAAAACCUUCAGUGUAAGGGGUAACCUUACUGUGCAUAAGAGAGUACAUACUGGCGAAAAACCCUAUCAAUGCAAUGUCUGUGGAUACGCUUUCAGUAAGCUCAUAACCCUUCGGAAGCAUCGUGAGAGCACUCAUGCUGGACAAAACUCCUAGCAAUGUCCCUGUGAGAUAAUGUUCUCCAUGAACUCUCAAUCUUUAUGGCAUACAAGCAAAUGCAGAGAAAAACUGUAUGUAAAGAAUGGGACAAAGCCUUUGAAUAAUCUGUGGGAGAAAGCUAAGUUAUGUAAUGACUGGUAAAUUCUUUAUUCAUCCCAUAGAUGUGUGACCACUUGACACUGAAAGGAAAAAACUUUUAGUAUC